Molecule: messenger RNA, 3373 nt
Organism: Gymnodraco acuticeps
Lineage: Eukaryota; Metazoa; Chordata; Actinopteri; Perciformes; Bathydraconidae
Gene: tmem109
Product: transmembrane protein 109
Exons: 4
Coding region: 235-918 (227 amino acids)
Biological process (GO): intrinsic apoptotic signaling pathway in response to DNA damage by p53 class mediator; cellular response to gamma radiation
Source: RefSeq, a predicted model, not a curated record
UUGCUAAAACGGCUAUUCUCGUCUACUCUCGAGGCAAGCGCCGCAGCUCACCUCAAACAAGCCUACAGGGUUGGUGUUAUUGGGGAGGAAAAGUAAUGCCGUCAAGGAAACGUGUUGCCCCCUCAGCCCAGUGGGGGGCACUCAUCUCUUUUUUAUUCGUUAUCCCACAUCCUGUGAAGCCUCCGGUGCUGUUUACCUUAGGCUACUUCUAAAUUGAUUUGACCCGCUUUCAAUAUGUUCGCUUAUUCAUAUCAAACAGCUGUCCAUGGGCUGUGUGUGCUUAGCGCCCUGUGGCUGUCUAAUCCUGUAUCGGGGGAGAAGGUGUUAGAGAGCCCCGGGAUGAUCCACGAUCUGCGGGAGACCCUAGCUGAUCUAGCCGGAGAGGGAAGGAGCUACCUGGGCAGGCUGGCCGGGGAGCAGACGCUGCUGUCGGUGCACAAGGCUUUCUCUCAGGUCCUGGGUGUUGUGGCAGGAAGUUUGUCCGGGGGUCUGAACGUUCUCCUACAGUAUGCGUCACACUUCCUGCAGGCUGCUGGAAUCCAAGCUGAGCUCCCCGUCAGCAGAGUGAGCCCAGAGGGGGUGAGCUUUGUUGCCCAGUGGGUGAUCGUGGCUCUCAUUGGCUACUCGCUGAUCUCUUUCGUCUUCCGAUUGGUUGCCUCCACUCUGAGGCGGGCUAUGUGGCUGCUGAAAGUGGGCGUGGCUCUGGUGUGUUUCGGGCUGAUCCUGAGGGACCACAGUGUGGGCACACACACCAUGGUGGUCCGGCUGGCUGUGCUGGUGUGUGUGUGUGUGCUGCUUGGGGUCGGCUCUCUGCAGAGAUCCACGGCAGUCGAUAAGACCGCUCACCUGGAGGAGCAGGUGAAGACCCUGGAGAGACGGCUGAGAGAGAUGGAGAGGUGGAGGAGGACGGAGGAGUGAAAAGGGGACGGGCAGAAGUCCAAUGCCACAUGUACAGACGAUGGAGCGCUGGUGUCUUCUGGACAUUCAGGGCAGACAUUUUUGAUAUGAUUUGUUACUGACACGAUUUGAUUACUUAAUCAUUCCAGGAAGUGGACAUUUCUUAGUCUAGGUCUUUUUGUUUACUGUUUCUCCAAACAUUGUGCCACAGCCUUUAUGUUCAAUGUUACCAUGUUUUAUCCCAACUCAGGAGUGAGAGGAGAAGACGGAUACUCUUCACAUGUGCCUGGAAAUGAUAUCAACGUUUUUAUCCCACUCUUGGAAAGAAAGCUAAUGAGUGAGCUUUACAAAAUAUUCCAAACACUGUUAUCAACGUAAAUAUAUAGUAAUAUACUUUACUUUCAUUUAGGUGAAGACCUUUCUGGCAUUUCUCAUAAUGAGAACAUUCUGGUUGGUUCUACUCUUUUUCUGAUGCAGACUGAUAUACAGAGGAUAGAUCCAAGCCUUCAGUGUUGCUCAUGUACCAGCAUUACCCUUCCUUUUAGUGAGCUCAGUGAUCAGCAGCUCAGUGAUUGUGUCAUUUGUCCUCAGUAAUAUUGUGCCUUCAGAUGAACAGAUUCCAAAUAUCACUGUUAAACUCUUGUAUAAAAAUGUCUUUGGGGAAAUGUUGUAAAAGCCUUCCAGUGGAAAACAAAGCCAAAGACUGGUAACUUUACACUCAGAUGUAUGUGUGCAGCAUUCAAUCAAUGUUCUUUUAUCAUGAAUGCGAUCCGAAAACAUUGUGUCGAUCUGGAGUAUGUGCAGAACUGCAGCAGAGGGUAUAUUACCUUCAGUUAGUGCUUUGCAGAACUCCACAAUUCUCUCAGAAUGGUCAUUCCAACAUCCGAACAGCAGCCGUGUUCUAAUAUUGUCUGAGCAAACUGAAAAAGAUUCUUCCUCGUCAAAAAUCUCAAUGUAAUAAAUAAUAAACACUUGCAUACAAACAUUUAUAAAAUUGAUUUGUGCUGCAUUUAAUAUUGCAUAGCACCAUAUACUGUCUAUACAUAUGUAUGUUAAAUAUAUAUUUCAUUAGGUAAAGUUCUGUCUAAAGUAACACCAGGACCACUGGUUGAAUUUAAAUGUAAUCAUUCGUUUUAUCUCAUCUGUUCAUCAAGUGGACCUUUGUUUUAAAUGUGCAGAUCGGUCCUGAGACACGGCGACAGACGGGUUGAAAACAUGAAUGGGGCAGAAUAACUGUCCUGAGAGGACGUGCUGCUCAGUUCAGAGUUGUAGGUGAUCAAUGUCUUUUUGCUCAUGCAUGUGUUUAUACGAGAUGCCUGAAUGAAGCCAGUCAGAGCGAGCACACUGUUCAGUUCCACUCAGUAUUCAGUACACAGUACACUCAAUCUAUGCAGCCUAUCCACUGCCAGCGAGUUUGCCUCAAACAGCUCGGCCCUUUUGCACUGUUUAACAAUUUUGAACAACCUGAGAGUGAAUGACAGUCCUCAUAGGGAACCAGAAAUAACUGGUUCUACAUCAAGUGGUUGAAACCACAGGAAGUUCUGCUGUUAGUUUGGGAAAACUAUGACAUGGGACAUGAAUGUUGUAUCUAAGUAGAAUUUGGCUCCAUGUACAAACUGUAGUGGAUUACUUUGACUGUUGAACGUUUCUGUGUUGUCUGAAUGUACUAGCUGUUGAAAUGUAAGGAUCCAUUCUAAAAAGUGAUGUUUUUAGUUUUCAAAGAGUUAAAGCCAAUGCCAGGAAAAAUAAGACCAUGCACCCGGCUUAAACUGACACAUUUUCCCCCCACAUCCAUUCUUAUGCUCCCAUCCAUCAUCAAUAUCCAAUACUCUUCAUCUCAUCAAACGUCUAACGAUCAGUGGCAUGGUCCUUGCUAUUGAGGUGGCACAACCACUUGUUCUGUCGAGUGUAAAAAUAGUAACACAGGUUCAAACCUAGACUACCUACCCCACCUAAACCAGCAGGCAAAUCACUGUGUAAUGGGAUGAUGUCAAAGCUGUUAUCUGAUGAAGUCUGGGGUGGUUGUGGCUCAGUGGAUAGAGUGCUGGACUUCAAAUCAGGGGGUAGCAAGUUCGAGUCCCACUGCUGUCAGCAUGUCGUUGUGUCCCUGAGACACUUCACCUCAAAUUGCUCCUGUGGGGAUUGUCCACAGUACUGAGUAUGUAAGUGUAUACAGUAAGUCGCUUUGGAUAAAAGCGUCUAACAAAUGAUAUGUAAUGUAAUGAAGUCCCGGAAAUGUGUAAAGUGAGGAGUUAUAGCACUGAUGGUGACAGCUUGUGGAAUCCAAACAGAAAAAGCUGCCUUCUGAAUAUAGGAUUGAGCUGGACAGUGUCUCUCAAUUCACCCAUCCUCUAUUAUACAGUUAUUUCCCAAUGGGUCUAUAUCAGUGUCACAUCAAGUCCUAAUCUUCCUCUAACUGUCUCCUGUACAAUCAUUGUAAUUGUGAUUUUGAAAUUAAACACACUCCAGAAUCUCA